UGUUCGCGUUCAGUUUGGCGGCAAAACGCGACGGUGACAGUAUACUUUUUUUUUAUUACAAACUUUUUUUUACGUUUCGGUGAGUUUUUGAAAAUGACUGAAUGAAAGCUUUUUCGUGAGUGCAAUUUAUAGACAUAGAAAAUGGAGUGUAGAUUGGCAAUAAGUUUGUUCCUGGUUUCCUUGGCGACCGGCUCCGUCAUCAUCCCUGAGGAGUUACCGUCGCUGCUGUCGGUGGCGUACUCCAACAUACCACCAAUAAAGAAAGGGACGGACUCUCGGAUUGGUUUCGGCUUCGCGUUCGGGAACCAUGCUGAUUUCCAGGUCAUGCUCGAGCUGGGGCCUCAGAGCAACACCAUGCCACUCAACGGCCAGCCGUUUCCCAAGAACAAUCCGAGUCCCAGCAGCAACGCCAAGAGACAGGCCCCGGCUCUCCCAGGAGACUCCAAGAUUCAACAGAAUAUCGACGAACCGAGGAAUUACCUCCAGAACUGGGCUCAGAAGAUGAGGAAUCCUCAAAAAGCAAAGAAGCCGGUCCAAAAACCUGGUGAGGUCGGCAACCUCGAGGAUUCCAUGGUGGAGCUGGUGAAGAACAGCAACGGCGAAUACGAAAUACGGCAGCCGAGGCCGGGGGACAUGCCGCAUCACGUCCUGAACAACCUGAAGAAGUUAUACGGACAGAAGAAGGAAGAAGCCAAGAAGAUGACGGAGAAGAAAAGGAGCGAGGAACAAGUGAAGAAGAUAACAGAGGAGCUGUCCGACGUGGAGCUUGAAUAAAUAAAUAUAUGACGACGAG
Messenger RNA from Danaus plexippus (monarch butterfly), 793 nucleotides. RefSeq lists its product as uncharacterized. The record is from RefSeq and is a predicted model, not a curated record. Bases 142 to 774 code for a protein of 210 amino acids. Lineage: Eukaryota; Metazoa; Arthropoda; Insecta; Lepidoptera; Nymphalidae. The transcript has 5 exons.